AUGUCCUUUAAUGAACAGCAGUGCAAGCAGCCAUGUGUGCCUCCUCCAUGUCUUCAAAAGUCCCAAGAGCAGUGCCAGGCAAAUGCUGAGGAAGUGUGCCUUCCCCCAUGCCAGGACCCCUGCCAGGAGAAGUGCCCAGUGCAAGUUCAGGAGGUUUGUCUUCCUCAGUGCCAGGGAUUAUGCCAAGAAAGUUGCCCACAGCAAAGCCAAGACCAAUGCCCAUCUCAGUGUGUGGAGCCAUGCCAGGAGCUAUCUCAGACAAAAUGUGUGGAAGUUUGUCCACAGAAAGUCCAGGAGAAGUGCUUGCCCCCUGGCAAGGGAAAGUAA
This is a messenger RNA of Puma concolor (puma), 327 nucleotides long. Lineage: Eukaryota; Metazoa; Chordata; Mammalia; Carnivora; Felidae. The record is from RefSeq and is a predicted model, not a curated record.